Lepisosteus oculatus (spotted gar) is the source of this 2277-nucleotide messenger RNA. RefSeq names its product kelch-like protein 9. Gene Ontology annotation, molecular function: protein binding. NCBI's taxonomy places the organism in Eukaryota, Metazoa, Chordata, Actinopteri, Semionotiformes, Lepisosteidae. The record is from RefSeq and is a predicted model, not a curated record.
CACGCCGGUUCACCGCUGCGGAACUACAUUACCCACAAAACCCCCCGCCAGCACGGUUACGCAACACGCCGCGCCAAGCUGGCCCCGCCCCGUGUUUUGAUGGCAACAUGGCUACGCACGUGGGGGUGAGGAAGUGCUCCCUGCGCAGCCCCGAGUUCCCUCAAACUUUGCACCAGGGGUUCAGAGAGCUGUGGGAGGCGGGCUGCCUCUGCGACAUUCGCCUGGUGGCCGAAGAUGAGACGUUUCCGGCUCACAGGUCGGUUCUCGCCGCAGCCAGCUGUUACUUCAGGGUGAUGUUUACAACAGACAUGAAGGAGAGAAACAUGGACUCGGUGGAGCUAAAAGGCAUUUCUGCGGGGGGUCUGAAAUGCGCCUUGGACUUUAUCUACACUUCCCAGCUGGUGUCGGACUUGGAGAGCCUGGAGGACGCGCUGAUCACCUCCACACACCUGCAGAUCCCGCACAUGACCGCCUGCUGCGCGGAGCUCCUGCAGAGCUCCCUGACCGCGGACAAUUUCCUCGAAAUCCUCUCUCUGUCCAGUAGGUACGACCUGGCCUCUUUAAAGGGGGAGUGUCUCGCCUUCAUCUCGCAGAACCUGGACGUGAUACUGAAGACAGGCGAGAGCUCUCUGCUGCAGAUGGACGCCGAUGGCAUUUGGGGGCUGUUGCGGAGAGACGACGUCAGCCCCCGGGUCAGCGAGACGGCCCUCCUGGAGCUGGUGCUCAAGUGGGUGGAGUACGACCUGGACCGCCGACAGCCCUACACCGAGCUGCUCCUGCAGGAGGUCCGGCUGGGGUUGAUCUUCCCCCCCGGCUGCGGGUUCGAGGGGGACCUGGGAGCCGCCGCCGAGCUGGUGAAGGCUCUUCCGAAGGGUCAGGCGUACCUGGACAUGCUGUCCGAGCAGUGCCUGGGGCUGCAGACCGACAGCCCGGUUCGGAACUGGUUCAGGAUAAGGUCGACGAGGAAAGCGGUGCUGGCGACGUGCGGGAAGACCACGGGCAGCCGGGAGUGCAGGGAGGUGAUGAUCCUGGCAGGUGACAGAGGGCAGACCUCGCAGACGUGGAGGACGAUUGCUCAUGUGGAGGGAAUGUACAACCACUGCGCUGUGGUGCUCAAUGACUACCUGUAUAUCAUAGGGGGGCAGAAUUCCUGGUUCAACACGAACCACGAGGAAGAGGCCACCGCCUGCGUCCGGCGCUACGAUCCGCGCUUCGACAAGUGGACCCGUCUGGCUGACAUGCAUGUGCGACGGCGCCGGUUCCACUGCAGCGCCCUGGGAGACCGGAUCUACGCUGUGGGGGGCAGAGGGGAAGGGGGCAUACUGUCCUCUUCAGAGUGCUACAGUCCAGCUGAGGACAAGUGGACACACAUCCGGGCCCUGCCCUGCCCACUGUCCAGCCACGCCGGCGCUGCCUACAGCAACAGGCUCUACGUCUGCGGGGGCUCCUCAGGGGAAAUCUUCUCGAACGCGAUGUACCAGUACAGCCCAGAACUGGACGAGUGGACACCCCUGCCACCCCUGCGCUAUGCCAGAGGGUUCCACAGCAUGAGCCCUGCGGGGGACAAGAUCUAUGUCAUGGGUGGUAUCCUGAUCUCUCGGGCAGCGGGCCAGGCGCGCUCCUACUCGGACGUCCUGGUGACGGAAUGCUACUGCCCGGCCUCCCGGCAGUGGACAGAGCUCAGCCCCCUGCCCGUGGGGCACAGCCAGCACGGGGCCGCCGCGCUGGGCUCCUCCAUCUACAUCAUGGGCGGCUUCUCCUGGACGGAGGAGGGCUUCCUCAGCAGCGUCCACGUGUACGACCGCGAGGCGGACGCCUGGCGAGCGGGGCCCCAGCUGCCCCGGCCGCUGGUGGGGGUGGCCAGCGGGACGCUGACCCUGCCUCACGCUCUGCGCGGGAAGGGCGACACCACAGAGCCCGAGCCCGAGCCGUCGUAGGGCAGCGAGCGGUGACCAGCAGCCUUCCCCGUGCAGCACUGUCGGUGUACCAGGAGAAAACAUCACGACUAAUACACAUUUCAACAGACCUGAAAUGAGUAACAAACGAAUAGUAUUUCCUCUAUGCUUGAUGCCAAAUUGUUAGUUAUGCCUAAAAACAUUGUACCCAUUAUAUAUUCUUACCUUGUUGUACAAUUAUUACAUUAUUGUAUAUUAUUGCUGCCUAAGCCCAGGGCUUCUAAAUGUUUCCAAAAUGAUUUGUUUUAGCAGAGGAAAACAAGCAAAGAAGCGUUUAUGUUACCAUUUUCAGUGUCACAUUAAUAAAUCAGAUGAGCAACUA